AUGAACUCUUCUGUGCAACUCUAUAAUCUACAAGAAAGAUAUGCAGAUGCUUUUGCAAAAAUAUUUACAAUCAUUUUUCUUGCGGUCAUAAUUAUCUCCAUCAAUGGAGUGUUUGUAUACAUAUUCUUUAGGAGUUCAAUUUUCUACAAUGAUCCAAGAUACAUAUUAUAUAUUCACUUGGUUAUCAAUGAUAUGCUCAUGGUUUGUUUAUCUGUAACUCUUUUUGUGAUGAGUUUUGCAUGGCAAAAUGUACCAUUCCCAUUCUGUGUCACCCUGCUAAUAGUAGCUGCAACUACUCAUAAGAACACUCCUCUGACUUUGGCCGGUAUGGCCAUUGAGCGUUACAUCGCCAUCUGCAAGCCACUGCAUCACCAUCAGAUCUGCACAGUGCGCAGGACCUACCUCCUCAUCUCUCUGAUUUGGGGUGUGGGAGUCAUACCUGGAUUGAACGACUUGAUUGUCAUUGUAAUUGUUCGUCCUUUAUCUGUCUUUAAAACAGUUGCUCUCUGUAGUUCAGCAACUCUUUAUAACACACCAUACCAUGCAGAACUCAGCAAAUGUACACUUGGGCUUUAUACAUCUGUUGUGUGGUUAAUUCUUGUAUUCACAUAUUGUCAAGUGCUGAUUGCAGCUAGAAGGGCCUCUUUCAUCAAGAUCACUGGAAGGAACUAA
This is a messenger RNA of Sinocyclocheilus grahami, 672 nucleotides long. RefSeq names its product olfactory receptor 1D5-like. The transcript is spliced from 2 exons. Gene Ontology annotation, biological process: detection of chemical stimulus involved in sensory perception of smell; G protein-coupled receptor signaling pathway. Gene Ontology annotation, cellular component: membrane. The record is from RefSeq and is a predicted model, not a curated record. Gene Ontology annotation, molecular function: olfactory receptor activity; odorant binding; G protein-coupled receptor activity. NCBI's taxonomy places the organism in Eukaryota, Metazoa, Chordata, Actinopteri, Cypriniformes, Cyprinidae. The coding region runs from base 1 to 672 and encodes 223 amino acids.